CAUGACACAUUGGCACCGCCAUAUUGUUCCCCUGCUGGGGACGUUUCGUGUGUUAACCAAUGAUGCUGGAAUGGAAUGUAAUUUAACUCGAAUGGACACUUGUUUCAGCUGAAUUUUGGCGGAUCUUGCCGUUUUUUUUGCCUUGACAUUGAUUUCUUUACCUUCUUUGAGAUAGGCAACCCCCAAACGUCCCAGCUGACAUGGCUCUUAAAAAGGUGAAGGGGAGUUUGGAGCGCGUUUUCGACAAGAACUUGCAAGAUUUGGUGCGAGGGAUUCGCAGUAACAAGGAUAAUGAGGCCAAGUACAUAGCAUCAUGUAUCGACGACAUCAAACAAGAGCUGAGGCAGGAGAACAUCGCAGUCAAAGCAAAUGCAGUGUCCAAACUCUAUUAUUUACAAAUGCUUGGUUAUGACAUCAGUUGGGCAGCAUUCAACAUCAUAGAGGUCAUGAGUUCCUCAAAGUUUACCUUCAAGAGAAUUGGCUACCUAGCUGCAUCACAGUGCUUCCAUGAGGGGACUGAUGUACUCAUGCUCACUACAAACAUGAUUAGAAAGGAUCUUGGCAGCAAACAAAUGUACGACACCGGUUGUGCACUCAGCAGUCUGUCGUGUUUCUUGACCUCCGAAAUGGCCAGUGACCUGGCCAAUGACAUAAUGGGUCUGAUGGCUUCCACAAGACCAUACAUCAGGAAAAAAGCAGUGCUUCUUAUGUAUAAAAUAUUCCUCAAGUUCCCUGAAGCUCUGCGGCCAGCCUUCCCACGGUUAAAGGACAAACUGGAGGACCCAGAUCCAGGUGUCCAGUCUGCUGCUGUCAAUGUCAUAUGUGAGCUGGCAAGAAAGAACCCCAAGAAUUAUCUGUCAUUGGCACCACUGUUCUUCAAGCUCAUGACCAGCUCCACAAACAACUGGAUGUUGAUCAAGAUCAUUAAACUGUUUGGAGCUUUGACACCUCUGGAGCCAAGACUAGGCAAGAAGUUACUGGAACCUCUCACCAAUCUCAUUCACAGUACAUCGGCUAUGUCGCUGCUCUAUGAAUGCAUCAACACUGUCAUUUCAGUUUUGAUUUCGUUAUCUUCAGGAAUGCCUGACCACUCAGCAUCAAUACAGCUCUGUGUUCAAAAGCUGUGUAUUCUCAUAGAGGACUCGGACCAGAAUUUGAAGUACUUGGGUUUGCUUGCCAUGGGUAAAAUUCUUAAGACCCAUCCUAAGUCAGUUCAGAGUCACAAGGAUCUCAUCUUAGACUGCCUAGAUGAUAAAGAUGAAUCCAUCCGCUUACGAGCUUUGGACCUGCUCUAUGGAAUGGUCUCUAAGAAGAAUUUGAUGGAGAUUGUGAAGAAGUUGAUGAUUCAUGUUGACAGAGCAGAAGGCUCGCAAUACCGCGAUGAACUUCUGGCUAAAAUCAUUCAGAUAUGCAGUCAGAACAACUAUCAGUACAUUGUCAACUUUGAAUGGUACGUCAGUAUUCUCGUAGAGCUGACUAGGAUUGAAGGAACGAAGCAUGGUCACCUAAUAGCAUCUCAGAUGUUAGAUGUAGCUAUCCGUGUCAAAGCCAUACGAUCCUUUGCUGUUCAACAAAUGGCCAAGCUUCUUGAGAAUACUAGUCUCUUGGUGGGUUCAGCAGCCCAACUCAACGGCAUAUGUGAGGUGUUGUAUGCUGCUGCUUGGAUUGUUGGAGAGUUCUCCGAUUUUCUGCUGGAGCCACGCUUAACGUUGGAAGCCAUGUUGAGACAAAGAGUGACUAGUCUACCUGGUCACAUACAGAGCAUCUAUGUUCAUAACAUCAUUAAGCUGUACAGUGCAAUACUGAUAAAGCUGGAACCAGAUGGAGACAAAGAGAAGAUCACAGAAGUGACUCAGCUCAUCACAGAAAAACUGCCAGUGUUUGCCGAGAGUGCCAAUUUAGAAGUACAGGAAAGGGCUUGCUGCAUCCUCCAAAUGUUGAAAUAUAUUAACAAGCUGCAAGAGAAAGAUGUGGGUGUUGCCGAAGAGGUCGCUGCCCUCUUUGCUGGAGAGCUCAACCCUGUUGCACCUAAAGCUCAAAAGAAAGUCCCAAUUCCUGAGGGAUUGGAUCUUGACAAGUGGAUCAAUGAGCCACCUUCAGAAAGUUCCGAUGAUGAGGUCACCAUUGACACUAUGUUUGUUCAUGAUGCUCACAGCGGAACAUCUUUAAGAGUCAGUCAGAAGAUGAGGUAUGAAGAGCCAGAUGAGGACGAGUUGCGUCGACGGCGGGAGAUACGGCGUGAAGAACAGGCUAGUAACCCGCACUACCUCAAAGAUAACCGUAAGAAGAAACUGAAGGAUCUUGCUGCUGAGAAUGAUGCAACUGUGGAUGGAAUACCUGUAGCUAAAAUUGAUCUCAACGUACCUCUCCAUGUCCCUGGUUUCAAUGUGACUGACGUGUACAUGAAGAAAUCCAAGACAUCCAAGAAGCAUAAGAAGAAACACAGGAAGGGCAAGCGAGGGCGCCAUGCCUCAGAGUCUAGUGAUGAUAUUCAAGUCGCCCACAAAGUAGACAUAGUGGAAGAGGAGAUGCCCGAGGGAGCCACAUUUUCUGACGAUGAUGAAGAUCAGAGACCACUUGAUGAUCCUCAUCGAGCACUGGACAUUGAUCUGGAUAGGCCCUUGGAUGACCAGGAUAAAAUCCCUGUUCGUGAACAUCGUGUUGUGAAAGCAGGUCUAAAGACAGAAGUGGGUCAGGAAGCAACAGAGAUCAUUGAAGGUGAGAAACCUAAGAAGAAACACCGGAAAGAGAAGGAGCGUAACGAGAAGAAGAGUAAAAAAGACAAGAAGCACAAGAAGAAAUCUAGUGAGGCUGCUGAAGAAGCCCCACCAACAGGUGAGAAGGAGGUUGAUUUGAUGGCUGGGAUGGAGGAGGAAGUUGCUGAAGAGUCUCCUGAGACAAAUGGGCAAGUUAAAGAUGCAGCGAUACCAACCGAUUCAGUUGGAGCAGAGGCUAAGCCAGAAGUGGCAAAGGAUGAUCUGACUUUCUGGUUGACCAAGGCAGAUUCAGCUACACCAACUGUCUCAACUGUUGUUGAGGAUGCACCUGAAGGUGUCAGUGAAUCACCAGCUGAUGGGAAGCACAAGAAACAUCACAAGAAAGAGAAGAAAACGAGGAAAGAGAAGGAAAAGAAGAAAAAGAAGCGAUCUCACAAAGGUCACCAUGACGAGGAGGAAGCAGAGGGUGAUGAGAUAAGGACGGAAGAACAGAUGGAGAAUGGAACACCGCAAGAAAACACUCCAGAAAUUGUUAUACCACAAAUGUCCAGUUACAGGCUCUUAGCAGAAAAUAGUUCCAUUAAAAUGACGUAUGAAAUAAGGGUAGAUCAGAAAAUGCCAAAUCAAGUUGUGGUGUCUGUAAUCUUCAAUAAUCUCACAUCCGCCCAUGUCAAAUCAUUGGACUUCAAUGUUUUAGAUUCUCUCAACACCAGGCUGAUACGAGGGGACUCAACAAGUCAGCAUGAAGGAGUCAAGGUACCAUUCCAACUGCCGCCAGGCAUGGCCAAUGAGGGUCAGUUUGCAUUCACAGUUAAGAGCAUUACAAUGACACAGAAGCUACGUGGAACAUUGACUUACAUGUUAAAGGAUGAAGCAGGUGCUACGAGUGAGAAGAUUGAUUUUAAAGUGCACCUUCCUGUAUCUGCUUACUUGGUGCCGAAGCAGUGUUCAAGUACUGAAUAUGCUGAGCUCUUGAGUGGAGGGGAAUUGACCAGCAAACAGUCCAUAACCACCCCCAAUGUGGAAAUGGACUUUUCCAUCAUCCUUGCCAGAGCAUGUUUCUUUGGGCAUCUUUCACUUGUUGAGAGGGUAGAUACAACAGCUUCACUGUAUGGCUUGUCAAUACAGGGGCAUCACGUCUGCUUACUGCUCAAAGCAAUGCCAAACAAAAGUAUCUCAGUGGAUGGCAAAAGUUCUGAUUCCAGUCUGCUGUCGUCAUUCCUUGAGGAGGUCAAGACAUUCCUGACAGAGACAUGAAAUGCUGUCAAUGAAGUAUGAACUUGUAAAUGAAACUAUGUUUAUCAUGUCAUACUGAUCUCUGUCAUGUAAACAUUAUCUUCACCCAUACUAAGUACUGUGGCCUUAUUGAGACCAUUAUCCUGCUUUGUGGGAAUGCAAAAUGAAUACUUGUGAUGGAGCUUUAUCGACAGGUAUCUCACAAAAUAUGCACAAUUUUCUGUGAUCCAAGGAUUUUAUGUGGCCACGUGAGGCACAAAUUGAUCGAUUUCUUCAGGGGGAAAAGGAAGUAAACCUUUUGUGCAUCCAUUGUUACAAAAUUAAAACAAACAUGAAGUUGUUUUAUAUCCACUUUGCAUAAAACCUGGAAUAUAUGAUUACUUCAAAAACUCACUUUGCAUUUCAGCAAUUUAGAAGAUGGUCUCUAUGCUAUCAAACCAGUCACAGCUCCAUUCAUUAUAAAGUAAAUGAAGCUAAUGUGUUCAUUGUUUUGAUUUUCAAGACGUAAUGGAAGUGUAAAGACUGGUUAGAUAACGAACAGUGCUUGAAUGUAUCAAUGUUAAUAGAUAUAUGUUACAUAUGUGUAUACCUAAAGUGGUAAUUCCAAAGACGUUUUGGAUACAAUGAUGUAGAAAUUAUAAGAUACAGGAGUGGGUCAUUUCCUUUAUUGUUCUCAAUGUAAGGAAUCUGAGUUCAGAGAGGAUUAGCCAACAAAUUGCUACAGUUUAAGGCAUCCGAUAGGUGAUGUAUACGCAACUCGCUGUCCAAUAUGUAAGGGUAUGGUACAUGUGUCUGGCUUGCCUCAUGCCAAUAAGCCUUUGCAAGUUAUAUUUGAAUAAAAUCUGGUACACUGAGUUAUCUGAUUGCACAUAAACAUAACAAUUUGAGUUCCCAAGACUAA
This is a messenger RNA of Acanthaster planci (crown-of-thorns starfish), 4854 nucleotides long. RefSeq names its product adaptor related protein complex 3 subunit delta 1 (gene ap3d1). The record is from RefSeq and is a predicted model, not a curated record. Gene Ontology annotation, cellular component: presynaptic endosome; terminal bouton; AP-3 adaptor complex. Lineage: Eukaryota; Metazoa; Echinodermata; Asteroidea; Valvatida; Acanthasteridae. Gene Ontology annotation, biological process: Golgi to vacuole transport; anterograde synaptic vesicle transport; synaptic vesicle budding from endosome.